CUGUUCUGUAAGAAAGAGCAAGAACCAGACUACCGAUCGAGGGGAACUGAUAUCGUCUAAUUUACCGUUCUACCCUUUGAUUUCAUCUCCUUCGUCGUCAAAGGUAACUCCCCAGCUCUUCUCCGUAAUCGUCUACUUGAGAUGGGAUUCGUAGAAACUUAGACUGGGUUGCCCUUUGAUAUGAACUCUGUAACUCAUUCGGGCACAAGCAUUGUCCGCAAAGCUUCUCGCUUUCUUCUAACCUCGAGGAGAUUCUUCGAUACUAAUCGCAUCAAUGGUGAUGAAGAGACGUUGAAGAUCACAUGGGAAACCUCGGAGAUGGAUUGUGGGUUCGCCGAGGAAAAUGAGAAAGUCUCUGUUAGGAAGAGGUUUCUGGAGAGUACUAAGAUCAGUGCGUCUCUUGUUCUCGAUACUUUAAAGCAAGACUGUCCCGGUUUCAAUACGAAGUCAGCUUUAGAUGAGCUGAAUGUUCCAAUCUCAGGGCUUUUGGUGAGAGAGGUGCUCCUUGGGAUCUUGAAAAGACUUAGCUUUGAUAACAAGACAAGGUGUGCUAAGCUAGCUUACAAGUUCUUCGUUUGGUGUGGUGGACAAGAGUCUUUCAAGCACACGGCUAACUCUUAUCAUCUACUUAUGAAGAUCUUUGCAGAGUGUGGUGAGUAUAAAGCCAUGUGCAGGCUUGUUGACGAGAUGAUUAAAGACGGUUACCCGACAACGGCUAGGACGUUUAAUCUGUUGAUAUGCACUUGCGGCGAAGCAGGACUUGCGAGAGAAGUCGUGGAGCAGUUCAUCAAAUCCAAAACUUUCAGCUACAGACCUUUCAAACACUCUUACAACGCGAUCUUGCAUUCUUUGCUAGGGGUGAAACAGUACAAGCUGAUCGAGUGGGUCUACGAGCAGAUGUUAGAAGACGGGUUCUCGCCGGAUCUUCUGACUUACAACGUUGUAAUGUUUGCAAGCUUUAGGUUAGGCAAAACGGAUAAGCUUUACAGAUUGCUUGAUGAAAUGGUUAAAGACGGGUUUUGUCCGGAUCUGCACACGUACAACAUCCUCCUCCACCAUCUGGCAACAGGGAAUAAGCCUCUCGCGGCUCUUAACCUGCUGAACCAUAUGAGGGAAGUGGGAGUUGAGCCCAGUGUGAUCCAUUUCACCACUCUGAUAGACGGGCUGGGCCGGGCUGGGAAGUUAGAAGCUUGCAAGUACUUUAUGGACGAAAUGGUGAAAGCUGGACGCACACCGGAUGUUGUGUGCUACACUGUUGUGAUCGCAGGGUAUAUAUCAGGUGGGGAGCUAGAGAAAGCCGAGGAGAUGUUCAGAGAGAUGACUCUAAAGGGGCAGCUUCCGAAUGUGUUCACUUACAACUCCAUGAUCCGUGGGUUUUGUAUGGCCGGGAAGUUCAAAGAGGCACGGUUGUUGCUCAAGGAAAUGGAGUCAAGAGGGUGUAACCCUAACCUUGUGGUGUAUAGUACGCUGGUGAACAAUUUGAGGAACGCAGGGAAGGUUUUAGAGGCUCACGAGGUGGUUAAGGACAUGGUAGAGAAAGGGCAUUAUGUUCAUCUUAUUUCAAAGUUAAAAAGAUAUACAAGAUCCUAGUUUUUCUGUUUUUUUUCUUUUACAGUGUGGUAUCAAUUAAACAAAUAUAGCUGGUCUCAUUUCAUUAUGUUCA
Raphanus sativus (radish) is the source of this 1663-nucleotide messenger RNA. Its product is annotated as pentatricopeptide repeat-containing protein At1g55630. Lineage: Eukaryota; Viridiplantae; Streptophyta; Magnoliopsida; Brassicales; Brassicaceae. The coding region runs from base 181 to 1590 and encodes 469 amino acids. Gene Ontology annotation, molecular function: protein binding. The record is from RefSeq and is a predicted model, not a curated record. The transcript has a single exon.